UCCAUUCCGACAUCACUCUCUAUCUCUCUGUGACACUCACACACACAGAGCUUGGUCGGCUCCAGAGAUGAGAUCCAGGCUGCUGCACGGAAAUCGGUGAAAUUAUAUCUUUCUACAGGACUGUUGAAUAAUGUGGAGGAAGUCUAGUUAACCAUCCAUGGAUAUAUCUCCGGAGGUUUCGCGAAAUCAGUGGCGAGAGAUUGCUUUUGCAGAGGAAAUCCGCCUUCCGAGCAGGAGAACAACCAAUCAGCCGUGGAGAACCAAAGAUAAACAAGCCUUAUGAUAAGACACAACUCUCAGGUUAACCCAGGCUGUGUGCAGCCCUAGAGAACUAUCAUGCUGGCCUGUAUCCAGAGACAGCAGAACCUCUCGUCGCAGAGUCUGGCCUGCACACCCAAAAGCCUUGAUGUUCCACCGCCGCCAUUACUGCUGUCAGUACCACCGCUGCAGCCGCGCUCCCACAAAGGCGAGCCAGCCUCCAUGAUUUCUCGGUACCCUUCUCCUGCAGAGUUGGAUGCUUUCGCCCAGAGGACCGCCAACAGCCCGCUGUCCAUCAAAAUCUUUCCGUCUGACGUCCGGGUGCCACAACAUAAACAGCUUAACAAAACAGUCAACGGCUUAGACACCACAGGCCAACGCUAUGGCCCCAAUUCACACUCGUACUCAGGAGGCUACCAGGGUUUGUUGGGCAUCAUCAAAGCCUCCGUGGUGGUCAGAGGUGUGGUGAAAAACUCGGAGGGCAGGAGGACUAAACAUGCAAACACCCAGACUUCUGUGGCGCCGUAUAAUAAUCCUCUGAAUAAUGGCUACACAGUCAGACACGGGCACAAGGCCUAUCAUAUAAGCUCAUGUAAGCCCCAUGAUGUUCCCAUCGAGGCACUUUGUUCCAGCGCAGGGAUGGCCUCCGGAGAUCAGAGCCUGGCCCCCCAGUCUGAGCUGGCUGAGGUUCAAAGCCUGAUGAGGCAGAUGAGCAGAGUCCCCCACAGCCAGGCCCUGCAGCUGGGGGGAGAGGCUCGAGCCAGCCCCUCUCUGCAGGCCGUGGCCGCGGUGGCACAUCCAGACUCAGACUUUGUCCCGGGAGUGCCGCCCCAGAGCAGCCUCGCAUUCACGGGAGCAGUGCUACCCACACAGAGUGCAGACAUAGCCAAAGCUGGGUACUUGGAGAAAGGAGACUACACGGUGUGGCAGCAUAAACAUCAAAUUCAGCUGCAGCAGCAGCAGCAGCAGCAGCAGCAGCAGUCGUAUCAGCAGGGAGCAGUGAGGAUGUACAGCGUGAGCAACGGCGCUCAGAGGCACAGAGGCGCAGAGGCCCGGGUUGGCCAGUCUCCUGAAACCUGCCUCCCUUUGCCGUGCUCUUCGCAGCUGGCGUAUAGGCCGCAUCCUGCCAGCGUGGGUGCCGGGCAGGAGCGAGUCAGCAGCUCCUCUCUGAACUGCGCCGCCAUGCAGGGGGAGUACUCUGUCGGACCGUACUUCGCUCCUCUCUGGGACGGCGUCAUGGCCACCCCUAAUAGCGACUGUUAUACUUCUCAGGUGCUGGCAACGGGUACAUGUGCAGCCAGGCCUAGAGACCUGGGGCUCUCCCAUCCUCAUCACCAUUUCCACCAAAACCGCCAUCAACACCCCCACCCCCACCACCACCUACAGAGACACCAGCCACAGCUCCCUCCUCCUCCUCCUCCUCACACCCAGGCCUACAGCACAGACCAAAACCUCUGUUGUGGGCUGCCUAGUUCCAGCAUGUGCCACGCUGCAGUACUCAGCAGCAGCCUGCAGUCUCUGGAGUGCCUCAUCAGUGAGAUCCACCCUCCCUGCAUCAAAGAGCGCAUGCUGGGCCGCGGGUACGAAGCCAUGGGGAUGCCUCAGCUACUGGAGCACCAGCAGCAAAGCCACAUCCAGCUCCCCGUCUACAGAUAAAACACGGCGCGCUGCCACGCAACGGGGGCGCGGAAAGCGACAAACCUUUUAUAGACAAUGGAAGUGUGUCAGUUUAGACAUCUAUGAGAAUGAGACAUGCCUUUUUCAGUUUGUGCAUGGACUGUAUUUGUAGGAGGCUUUGUGUUUUGCGAGCCUGUGAACGAUAAUCAUGAGUUAAGAUACAGGUUUAUCUUAUGGACGUUUUAUUUUUAUAUCUUAAAAUGGCCAUCAAAUAUGCCUGCUGUUCCUCUUUAAUACUGAUGCUGAGCACCUAAUCAGAAUUUCCCCCCAUCACAUUUUAACAUGAACUGUACAUUUUUGCAGGUGAUUUCCCCCUGCAGGCCUUUACAAGAAACUUACUGAACUGAAAUAAUCAUAGGUACCCUUCUGAAAACUUGAAAUCUGGGAAGGACCGACAGUUUUUGUGAAUAUAUUGUAUAUUUUUUACAUAAAAACAACCUCUUAUUUCAACAUUCUUUAGUUAUUAACUGAACUUUCAGUUGUCUGCUGCUUCGUUGUUUCGUCCACUUUUCAGUGACUCCUGUGUUAACCUAUAGCUGCUGUAUGGGGAAACAUUUUGAUCAUUUGUACACAAAUGUGAAUAUAUAUAUAUUUCUUUUUUUGUUUUCUUAUGCAGCCAUAGACAAAGUUAUGUAAUUUAACAUCUUGAUUUAAUGUCAUUGCUCAGCACAAUGUAUUAGGACUGUUGCAUAUCCAAAUCAACACUGUGGCAAUUCAGGCCAAGCAAGAUGUGCCCUUUGGUUGUAUUUUUUUUUGACUU
Messenger RNA from Sebastes umbrosus (honeycomb rockfish), 2695 nucleotides. RefSeq names its product protein FAM222A-like. Bases 337 to 1914 code for a protein of 525 amino acids. The transcript has 3 exons. NCBI's taxonomy places the organism in Eukaryota, Metazoa, Chordata, Actinopteri, Perciformes, Sebastidae. The record is from RefSeq and is a predicted model, not a curated record.